AUGUUAGCUCUUAUUUUAUUAACGUGCGUUGCUGCUAUAAAAGUAUUUAAAAAAUCAACACCAAAUGGUAAAAUUACGGUUUAUUUAGGAAAACGAGAUUUUAUCGAUCAUUUAGAUCACACGGAUCCAAUUGAUGGUAUUGUCGUGGUUGAAGAUGAUUAUUUACAGGGUAAAAAAAUUUUUGGACAGCUCACUACAACCUACAGAUUCGGUAGAGAAGAAGAUGAAGUGAUGGGACUUAAAUUCAGCAGAGAAUUGAUAUUAGUUAAUGGACAAAUCGUUCCAGGAAAUUACGAUAAAGAAAAUUUAACACCCGUACAAGAAAGAUUGAUAAAAAAAUUUCCGACGAAUGCAUUUCCGUUCACUUUUAAAUUUCCGGUUAAUUCUCCAAGUUCUGUAACGUUACAACUAGGUGAUGGAAGUACUGGAAAACCACUCGGAGUUCAUUAUUCAAUAAAAUGUUUGGUUGGUGAUAAUGAAGAAGAAAGAGGACAUAAAAAAUCAACCGUUUCUUUAGUUGUCAAAAAGUACGCUCCAGUGAUUCCGAUAAGUCUCGAAGUUACUCUAGAUAAAGAACUUUACUAUCACGGUGAAGGUUUGGGUAUAAACAUCUUAAUAAGUAAUAGCAGUAAAAAAACCGUUAAAAAUAUAAAGUUUUAUGCUGUCCAACAUUGCGAAGUGACCAUGAUAAAUACUCAAUAUUCUAAAUAUGUGGCAAGUUUAGAAACGAGAGAGGGAUGUCCAGUAACUCCAGGGAAUUCAUUUUCAAAAAAAUUUUUUUUGGUUCCACUUGCUUCUUGUAAUAAAGAUAAAUUUGGUGUCGCUUUAGACGGUUACAUAAAGGAUGACGAUGUUAAUUUGGCUUCAUCAACUCUUGUCGAAGAAGGUAAAAAUCCAAAAGAAUCACUCGGUAUAAUCAUUUGCUAUUCUGUUCGUGUUAAAUUAAAUUGUGGGACUCUUGGUGGCGAAUUGGUAACCGAUGUGCCAUUUAAACUCAUGCAUCCGGCUCCAGGUUCGGCGGAAGAGAAAAAAAUGAAAACAUUAAACAAAACUAAAAGCAUUGAUAGAUCGAAUUUUGAUAACACUUAUCAAUCUGGAGAAGAUGAAGAUAAUAUUAUAUUCGAAGAUUAUACUAAAUUAAGAAAAGCAGAAUCCGAAGAUUAUUAA
Pediculus humanus corporis (human body louse) is the source of this 1167-nucleotide messenger RNA. RefSeq names its product phosrestin I, putative. The coding region runs from base 1 to 1167 and encodes 388 amino acids. Gene Ontology annotation, biological process: signal transduction; G protein-coupled receptor internalization. NCBI's taxonomy places the organism in Eukaryota, Metazoa, Arthropoda, Insecta, Psocodea, Pediculidae. The record is from RefSeq and is a predicted model, not a curated record. Gene Ontology annotation, cellular component: cytoplasm. Gene Ontology annotation, molecular function: G protein-coupled receptor binding. The transcript is spliced from 8 exons.